AUGGAAUCAUUAAUUCAAAUUAUAAACAAGCUACAAGAUGUAUUUGCUGUAAUUGGUGAGCAUAAAAUCGACUUACCUCAGAUUGUUGUCGUUGGAUCUCAGAGUUCGGGAAAGAGCUCGGUCCUGGAGAGUUUGGUCGGCAGAUCAUUUUUACCUCGAGGUACAGGCAUUGUAACUCGUGCUCCACUUAUAUUGCAAAUGAUUAGGUAUUCCAAUACAGACCUAGAGGACAUGAUAAAAUUAACAAAUAAGCAUAAUAUUAAAUGUUGGGCAUCUUUUCUUCAUAAACCUGGUACAGUUUAUGAUAAUUUUGAUGAAGUAAGAUAUGAAAUAGAAAAUCGGACCGACGUCUUGGCUGGUGCUAAUAAAGGCAUUACCCAUGAUCCAAUUGUACUCAAAGUUUUUACUCUUUCGUACGAUCUUACAUUUGUAGAUUUGCCUGGUAUUACAAAAGUACCUGUUGGCGAUCAACCUGAAGAUAUAGACGAACAAAUACAAGAUCUUAUAUUAAAGUAUGUGCAACAGCCAAAUUCAAUCAUUUUAGCUGUCGUAACUGCAAAUACAGAUCCGAGUACGUCGGAAAGUUUAAAAAUUGCUAGAAAAAUGGAUCCGGAAGGUGCGAGGACAAUAGCUGUGGUGACCAAGUUAGAUCUGAUCGAUAAAGGAACGAUACAGGAUACAACAGAACUUCUUUGUGGUCAUAAAAUUCCGGUAAAACUUGGCAUUAUUGGAGUUGUUAACAGAAGUCAAAAGGACAUUAACGACAAUAAGUCGAUGAAAGAAACUCUUAAAAGUGAAAAAGAUUUCUUAAGAAUGAACUAUCCCGACAUAUACAAAAAGCACGGUAACAAAGUGUUAGCUAAAAGACUACAAGAUAUUUUGGUAAAACAUAUAAAAAAAACUUAUCCAAUCUUACACAAAAAUUUACAAGACACAAAGAUUAGACUAGAAAACGAAUUGAAAACCAUCCAAACACCCGACAGCAAGGUAUCGUUCAUAUUAAGUUUAUUGAAAAAUAUAAACAAAUCCUAUUGUGAUACAAUAUUGGGAAACAGAACAGAUGUUUCCGAUAAAAUAAUUAUGGGUGGUGCGAGAAUAUCACAAAUAAUUAAUGAAGAGUACUUGGAGAAAGUAAAUAAAAUUGAUCCAUUAUUUGACUUAACUGAUGAACAGAUUGGGAUUAUUUUAUUAAACACUGCUGGAAUUACAAAUAGUUCAUUUGUGAAUGAAAAAGCAUUGGAAAACAUGGUUUGCAGACAAUUAAAUAAUCUCAUUGAACCAUCAAUGUCUAGUGUGGAAUUUGUUCGUGUAGAGAUGUUGAAGAUUUUUGAUUCUAUUGAUGAAAAUCUUUUGGAAACGUUAAAAAGAUUUCCCCGGAUAAAUUCUGAUGUAAGAAAUGUCCUUCACAAAAUGUUGGAUGAAAAAUUAACUGAUUUGAAAGAAUUUAUAAAAUCUUACAUUGAAACACAUCAAACAUGUUUAAACACUACCAACCCUAAUUUUCUCUUUCAAUUGGUUCGAUCUUCAACUGAAAUGCAAGAUUCCAAUAUAACAGCAUUCAUGAGCAACACAAAUAAAACCAAGGUGGCAGGGAAUGAUGGAGAUGAAGAAGAAGACGAAAAACAAUUAAAAAUACAACAUUUUAAACAAAUGUUAUCUGGCUUAAACGAUUUAGACGGCACAAUUGAAACAUCAAAACAAGUAAAGAUCCAUAAAUGCUUGACACAAUGUUAUUUUGAUUUUAUUAGGGAAAUCAUUAGAGACUUUGUACCCAAACGAAUACAUCACAAAAUGGUGAAAUUAGUUUUGAACGAUUUUGAACAUGAAUUGGACGAAAAGGUUUUUUCUUCAUAUGUAAUUAAUCAAUCGUUUAAUGAAGUUUUGAUUGAAGAAGAAGGAAUUGUAGAAGAUCGAGAACGAGUAGAGCAAAUGUUAUUUGCUGUCAAUAAAGCUUUGAAAAAUAUGUUAGAAAUACAGUGUUUUACAUAA
Macrosiphum euphorbiae (potato aphid) is the source of this 1989-nucleotide messenger RNA. Lineage: Eukaryota; Metazoa; Arthropoda; Insecta; Hemiptera; Aphididae. The record is from the annotation of a GenBank genome assembly.